This is a messenger RNA of Aspergillus saccharolyticus JOP 1030-1, 1206 nucleotides long. RefSeq names its product putative aminotransferase. Gene Ontology annotation, molecular function: pyridoxal phosphate binding; catalytic activity. The coding region runs from base 1 to 1206 and encodes 401 amino acids. NCBI's taxonomy places the organism in Eukaryota, Fungi, Ascomycota, Eurotiomycetes, Eurotiales, Aspergillaceae. The record is from RefSeq and is a predicted model, not a curated record. Gene Ontology annotation, biological process: biosynthetic process. The transcript has 3 exons.
AUGGUGAAAAUCGCCGAAUUCAGCGUCGAGAAUUGGAUGGACGCCUACGAGAACGACGCGCAGCACAACCUCGCAGAGACCUGUUGCGCCUCGAUCUCGUUGGACGAUCUCGCUCGGCUGUCCGGCUCGUCCCAGCCCCUCAUCAAUCUCUCCCGCAAGCAGACGUACGGUGCCAUCCGUGGCUCGACCGGGCUGCGCGAGAACAUAACCAAGCUUUACCGGACCCAGGCGAAGCAGCAGCUGGCCCUCACGGCAGACCAAGUCCUCGUGACGAACGGGGCCAUCCACGCCAACUUCUUGGCCCUGUACACGACCGUCGGCCCCGGGGAUCAUGUCGUCUGUCACUAUCCGACCUACCAGCAGUUGUACUCUGUGCCGGAGUCACUGGGCGCUGAGGUGAGUCUGUGGCGAUCGUCUGCGGAAAAGGGGUGGGCGUUGGAUUUGCAGGAGCUGAGGGGGUUGAUUCGGGCGAAUACGAAGGUGAUUAUUCUUAACAACCCUCAAAAUCCCACAGGCGCCGUCCUUCACCGCGAGUUCCUUGGCGGUGUUGUCGAGAUUGCCCGAGAACAUAAUCUCAUCGUUCACUGCGAUGAGGUCUAUCGCCCGCUAUUCCACUCCUUAGCCGAGGAGGAGAGACCGCCCUCAAUUCUAGAGUUCGAUUAUGAGAAUGUGGUCUCCACGGGGUCGAUGAGCAAGGCUUUCAGUCUCGCGGGCUUGCGUGUCGGGUGGAUUGCGUCCCGAAGCCAGCAAAUCAUCGAGGCGUGUGCCUCGUCUCGUCAUUAUACGCUUAUCUCCGUGAGUUCCGUUGACGAUGAGCUUGCGACGCGGGCGUUGAGUUCUCCAUGUGUGGAAAACCUCCUGGCAAGGAAUUUGAAACUUGCGAGGACGAACCUGGAUGUGCUUGGGGCGUUUCUGGAGGAGCUCAGCUGGGCGGUGCAGUGGGUGAGGCCGCAGGCGGGCACGACGGCGUUUGUCAGGUUUGUGAAUCGCGAGGGAAGACCGGUUGACGACGUCUUGCUUUGCCAGCGGUUGAUGGAGAAGACGGGCGUUAUGUUGGUUCCGGGGGGUAGAUGUUUUGGGGACAGCGUCGAUUUCAAGGGGUUUGUACGUGUCGGAUAUGUACCUGAGCGAGAAGUGUUGGACCGUGGGCUGGAGGCUUUCAGGGGAUUCAUGCGGGAGGAGUAUGAGCUGUUGCCUGUUGUCUGA